UCUAUGCAUGUCAGUUCAGGCCAGGAAGAGGAAUCCAGCUAUUCCCAACCUGAGGGACUUCCAACUAGGAAUUCAGUUCAUGAUUCAUGCAGACCUAAGGCUCCAGCAUGGCAAUCACUCAUUUGUUACAUUUUUGCAGGAAGUGAAAAACUUGGAUAGUGAAUGCCAGAAGCUAUCAACAGAAUGAUUUUUGUACCUCGUAAUGCUUUCAGGAACUACCCACUUCACUCGGAUGUUAUGAAUAGGGUAAAAAUUGGGAGCAGCAGGAGUAGUAUGGUGUUACGGAUUGGAAAAGGAGAAUGGAAAAAAUGUAAAGCUCCAUCCCUCAGAAAUUAUUCUUGCUUGUGACCUCACUUCCUGGAAAAUAUCCGUCCCACAGACGUUGCCUGUGGUCACCAGUUGCCUUUUCUUUCCUUCUGUUAUCAGUGUUAUUAAGUUUUACAGCAUUUACGUCAUGGGGGUUUAAUGUUCACCAAGCCUUAGCUGCAUGGUCCUUUCCUCCUUCUGGAUAUGUUAAUAUUAGCUAUUCAGAGAAGAGUCAAAGUAAAGAUCAGAACUGACAUUGGAAGAUAAACAGGUUAAGGGGAUUUCUCUCAAAGCUCCCACACAGUAGUCAUGUAUAAUCCAACAAAAGAUGAUGUAUAUGCAUAUGCAUUGUCGAAGACCCUGACAAAAGUUUCCUCACCUGCAACUGUAGGACUCUACUCUUCAUGUCAGAAUCGAAUUAACAUGAUCCUCGGACAAAUGGAAGUGUACAUGAAGCAGGAAGCGUCGAGGAUUGAGCAGGAAUACAAAGGAAGGUUCAGGCCGCGCUCAGCUACACCAUCAUUGGGCGGUUUGCUUGCGCUCAUUGGAAGAAUGCUCUUCUACAGGCCCAUUUGGACAGAGGACAACCUGCAGCAUGAUAACAUCAGAUUCAUUUAUGUGCAUUUCAGUGCCUGGCAUUUUGCAGGCAGUGACUUGCUGUGGGCCGGGCUUGCCAUACGACUGUUUCAGGCCAUGCAGAUGAACUUUGGGAAAUUACAGAUUGUACUCUAUCGAGUGGCUCAACAUGAUGAAGAAAAAGAAAUCGAGAAUAAGAGAGUGGAGGAAGGUCUUAACCAUUGGAGGUCCAAAAAGGUCUGCUGCUGCCCUUUGUGGUUUCUUCUCCUCUGCAUCCUCAUGGUACCACUUUUCAUCCUGGUUUUCAAGUUGACUUUUGGUCUUCCCGAUCCUGAGAUGAAUCCAGGUGGAGCAGUGAAUGGAACAGACACAAGCAAGGUAGGAGUGUUUGAGGGCCUGAUCAUCACUUCCAUUGGACUCCCUGCAGUAAGCGCAUUGAGGUUUGCCUUUCCGAUGGUUAAGAACCUCAUCUUCAGUCCGAAUCAGAACAUCAGUAAGGGAAUGGACAAUGAGCGGGUCAGCAGCCAACUUGGCUUCAUGAACGAAGUCAGGAAAGAAAUGUGGUUUCUCUCUCAAUUCAUCCAGUUUAUGGAGGUGUUUGAGAGAAGGAAGAUCAGAGUGGUACUGAAGAUCACCAAUCUUGACCGCUGCUCCCCAAAGAAGAUAGUUGCAGUUUUGGAUGCCAUUAACAUUCUGCUUUCAGAUGAGGAAAGUCCAUAUAUUUCCAUUCUGUCCGUAGAUCCAGAUGUUCUUGUGCAGAAAGUGAACUUUGCAGAUGGUUGCUUCAGCAAACAAGACAGAGCUUAUGCACUGUUGAACGGAAUCGUGACUCUGGCCUUUACAGUCCCACCACUGGGUGAUGACUCAAAGCGCAGUUUAUUUUACAACCUCGCUAGCAAUUCAAAAUCCCCUGAAGACAUGAGCAAAUAUAAGCAAGGAACUGGGGCUCUCAAAAAAAACUCUUCCUCAGAUUUAUUCUCAGUGGAGUUUGCAAUUGAAACGCAAGAUUCAUAUCCACUGAUGGAUAAAAAUACAGCUGCACUGGAUGUAGAGGACGAGGAAGUAGAGAAGUUGGUUAGGAGCAUCCAGAGCAGCAACGAAAGGAAUCUUAACCAGUACAUGUCAGAGGACGCCAUGUCUAUGAGGAGGGUGAUCAACUCCAUUCGAGUGACUGUGAUAAUCAUGAAGGCAUUGCAGAAAGAGCUUCCUAAACCAGAAUACGUCGCUGCAUGGGUAGUCUUAGCUAAUCAGUGGCCCUGCCGCCUCAGCUGGAUCCUACAGUGUGUGGAAGAUGCUCAGCAGAGAGUAGAUAUUGAUGUUGACAAUGUUCCAAGGGCUUUCGAUUCAAAGACCUUGUGGAAAGUCUUCCAAGAGAGCCGGGCAGAGCUGUAUGUGAUGAGUGCACAGAUUGAGGACCUCCUCGAGCAGGAUGGAGAUCCUGAAAUGUUUGAAAGAUUUCUCACAGUAGAUUUCAAAUUCACCAUAAAGGACUUGAAGACAUUUGAAGAGUCGACAGUAAACCUGGAUCAUUCAAUCAGGAAGCAGCUGGCUCACAUCAGAGGGACAUCCAGGCUGAAAGAUUCUGGCUGGAUGAGGAACCUAGCUCCUCUGCCAAUCACAGCCAUCAUCAAUAUGGAUACAGAAGAUGUAUGUAAAGAGUUGGAGAGGCUGGACUACCACAGUAAGUACAAUGAAAUUGUGAGAAGAAAUAACCUCAAUGGUUCAGCCCUGCUCUUUGGUGAUAGAAAAGACCUCAAAGAGCUUCUUCAAAUGUCCUUUGGUGAAUGGACAACUUUCAGACUGCACUUCCUGGGUGUACCAUCACAUCUCAGACCACCAUACAAGAACAUGGCCCCGACAGCUUCUCAUCCUCAGGCCCAGCCACCAGGACAUCACUUCCACAUUCCUAAUCAGUACUCGUCUAAUCCAAAUCUAGUUAACAGCAUGUAAGAAUCCAAUCCAUGUCCAGUAUCCCUAAAAUGAUGAUCUGUAACACAUAUUAACAAUGUUUAGAGUAACAACACGUGUGCAGAGUUCAGAAGUUUAUUAACAGUGAAGUCAUUACAUUCGCUUUGUUCAGCUACAAGGGCUCGUGUUACUUGAUUUUGCUAAUCUCAUGCAACUGUGACUAAUGAUUUUCACAUACAUGUCCGUUAACUUAAAGAAAAGCCCAACAAUCAAAGAUGUAGUGUUACCUAGAGGUCCAAUCAAGUAGAAAUGAUCGAGACGUGAUCGUACAAUUGUGUUUAUCAUGGACACAUUUUUCAUUUUUAUCAAAUUAUGAAAUGCACAUUUAAUGCUUUUUUUUCAAGGUCCUGGUAUUGUACAUGCUAAAUCAGUCACACCCAUAGCUACAAUGUGACACUUUGGUAAAAGUGUUUGUCACCAAUAACACCUGUGCUUUUCCUUUUAUAAAUACGGAGAAUGUUUGCUGUGAAAGACUUAUGAGUAAGUGUAUUUUUCUAUCAAUGUGCUAUUAUAGGUGGCACAUAGACAGGAUCAGAAGGACAAAAAGCUGUAAAACAUGUUACAUAAGAACACACACUCACAGACCUACUGCUUUUUUACUUUAAAUCAUUUUCCAUAACUAAUAAAUAUACAGCUUUGGAAAAAACAGACCACUGCAGCAUUAUCAGUUGCUCUGGUUUUACUAUGUAUAGGUAUGUCUUGGGAGUUUCUUUAUUGUAUUCUAUAAACUACAGACAACAUUCCUCUGUGUUGGAAUUCAACAGACACUGGAAUGGCUGCCACACAUGUAGAGAUUGAGAUUUAAGAACCACUUGGAGUGGCGUCUUAAUUUUUUCCGGAGCUGUACAUGUACAAAUAAGAAUACCAUCUCAGUCUAAAAUAUGAAGCUCUAGAGGUGCUAUUUUACAGUCAGUCUUUCUGUUUCUGCUCCUCUAUCACACAAACUGUUGGGAAAAUACUGAAUGUAAUCUUUCAAUGACAGAGGUGCACAUGAUCAUGAAGGCCCAAGUUUAUUACAGUGUAUAUGACAGGAUGUAAGAUUAGAAGAACAGGACACACUGUUUUAGGCGUAUGAUAAGCUAUGUGACAACGAUUAACAUGAUUCAGCCUCUAGGAGAUUGGCAUAUGACAAGCAUGAUCCAUUCUGAUGUGGGCCUUCGCUUAUCUGAACAAAACGUUGUAUACCGCUUUAUACCGGUAUUCUUCCAUGUUGUGACUGUAACACCCUCUCCUGUGUAUAAGCACGUUAAGGCGGUUGAUCGGGAGGCUCCUUAAUGCAGAACAUUGCAAACUGAUUUUAGCUUUUAGAUUCAAAUUUGUGUUGACCUUUUUUUAAUUGUUUGUACAGUAACUUUACUCCCAAAUCCAUGAAUGUUUAUUACAAGGUGUGUGAUCUGCCCAUGCCAUACACAAACAACUUUAUGUUCAGGUUGUUGAAAUCCUUUUGAUGCAUGGACAGAGGGAUUGCACUUCAGAGGCAGGACAGGUUUUGCCAGAAUAUAUUUGAUAUUUGACCAAUUUAAAUGUACUAUGUUUACGAAUACUUGAUGAUCCUUAAGAAAACAUAAAUAUAAUUACUGUAUAUGGUGCGGGGAUCUGUAAGUGAAUGAUUCAGGAAACUCAAUAAAAUGUAAGUCCUUACAAUAAAAUGCAAGAGUAACCAAAAAUAAAAAGGCUCAUCAAAGCAAA
Eleginops maclovinus (Patagonian blennie) is the source of this 4539-nucleotide messenger RNA. It is a transcript of the gene nkpd1, whose product is annotated as NTPase, KAP family P-loop domain containing 1. NCBI's taxonomy places the organism in Eukaryota, Metazoa, Chordata, Actinopteri, Perciformes, Eleginopidae. The coding region runs from base 616 to 2832 and encodes 738 amino acids. The transcript has 6 exons. The record is from RefSeq and is a predicted model, not a curated record.